UCUCCAGGCUGAACAGCCCCAGCUUUUUCAGCCUGUCCUCAUAGAAGAGGUGUUCCAUCCCUUGGAUCAUUCUUGUGGCCUUCCUAUGGAUGCACUUAAUAGGUACACAUCUCUCCUGUACUCAGGGCUCCAUAUCCAGACGUAGUACUCCAGGAACAGAUUGACUGAUUAUAUUUUCACUAAAAAUAUCAACUAAUAUAUGCAAUUUAUUUUUAAAGACAAUCAGAUUAAAGCCCCAAUUUAAAGCAGCUCUGUGCAUUCCUUGCCUUCCAUGAGUCAGAAUAUAACAGCACAUCUCUAUCUUCAGAAAAUGUGAACAUAAUCCCUAAAACAAGGUCUACUGCAACAAAAUGCUUAAAAAUUACUUAAACAACUAACUGCAUUUAUUUUUUAUGGCUAUCCUGGAAAAUGAGAGAUCAGGAAGAUGGCUAGAAAACAAAGAUGCGUGAAAUGAUGGAGCAAUUGAGAAACAGUAUUUAUUAAAAAGUUCAGACCUUAAACAUUUUAAAAUUCUUACUGUCAAGACAGCAAUUUAGGUGUAAACAAAGUCUGUAAAAUUCACUUAUUUACAAAGUUUGAAAACAUAUACAUCUCAGAACUAAGCACUUAUGACUAAGUAUUGGCUUAAUUUCUUAUUUUAUACAUAAUCACUCAGUAAAUGUAUUAUUGCAAGCACUGGUUACUAUUUGCAAGUAAUUCUAAUAUGGCAUAUCACAGUCUAUAUAUAUUCUGUAACUAAACUUCAUACUCACCAUUUACACCAUGCAAAACUCACUCAAAAUAAAUGUAAUCUAAAGCUAUGUUAUUAAAGUAUUAUCCUGAAUAAAGCUGAAACAAAAAUAAGAUUCAUUCUUAGAGCAAUUAACUGUACCAAACAGCCAUUUCAUUACUGUAUUAUGUGAAAGAAAAAAUCCAAGCCACUGAAAAAUGAUUACAGAAAGUCAAAACAGCUUCUUAAGACUAGUACAAAAUGCUGGUAUUACUUCACCUUAUUUUCUUUUUAGCAUCCAUCUCACUUGUACUAACAGUAAUGCACUGAAUUUCAAUUCUUUCUUUUGUAUCCCACCCCAAUGUCUACUGAGAUAUUCUUCAAUAUCAUAAACAUGCUUAUUCCCAUAGAAAUUCUGAACUCUGCAAGUGUCAAGAAUGAUUGCCAUUUCCUGGCAGAGUUAGUCAAUAUUUCAGAGCCUCGCUUGGUUGUUCCAGCUAGAAUAUUGUUAAGUGAAGUCAAUUCUGGUGUGGCACUACUCCUAAAUGUUGGUUAAGAUUCUUAGUAUCUUCAACUUGUUUAUAUAUCAGAAACAGCAGUUAUAUUACACUGGUACUAGAAACUUGUUCAGUAUAAGACAUUCACACAAACAAGUAUGUAUACAAACAUAAAGCAAACACGUUUAAAAGUUUUUAGUCCAAGAGAUAAAAAUAGCAAUUCCAUCUAUUACAUGUAGAUCUCUUGAAAAGUUUAGUUUACAUAUCUUAAGUAUUCUACGCUCCCAUAUCUUAAGUGCAUCCACGUUCUUAUUUUUGCUUUGCAUCAAACACAUAAAUCCCUGGUUAACUAUAUUUCCAAUUCCACUUAAUAUUUUAGCUCUGAAUCCAAUACUUACUCUUGUCAACACUGACUCCUCUGUUGGAAAAUGCAUGUUGGUUACUUCACAAGUAUUCAAAGGCACGAGUUACUCCACAAGUAUUCAAAGAACAGGUUAAAUAGACAAAUAUUAUCCAUAUAAUCCAAGCACAUAUAUCCAUAUAAAACACUCAAAAUUAUAGUAUUUUAUUCUGUAAGGGUCUUUCAGAGCUGGGCAUAUUUACCAGGAUUUAGGGGUUUGCUGAUAUAUCAGAAAUUCCAGAUCAAGUCACUGCAAAACUGUAUCUGGCCCAGUGUCUAUUUUCUUUUAGUACCUACUAUCUAAGUACUAGAAACCAGUUGUGAAUAGAGCAGUCCUUCCCUGAUUGAUAUUUCCACCUUCUAGUAAUUUGCAACUCAUCUGAUUUAUUGAGAAUGUAAGUUUUAUUACACUUACUUUGGAAUGACCUAACACACACACAACAGGAAAUGAACAUCUGAACAAUCCAUCAACAGCAAGACAGCCUAAAUCCAUUAUCUUAUUAGCAUGAAAACUGACAAAGAACAUAAAAAUACAAGAAACAUUAUCCAGACACUUCCUUUUAUUGGAAUACUGAAACAGUAUAAUGCACUAAUACUUUGUGUUAGUUGUAAGUAUUUCCUCAAUUUAAGCAGCAUUUCCAGCUCAUGUACAAUUUUUAAGUCAUCUCAAGAUGUGAGACACUUUUGCAGUAGCAACAUAGAUCACAGAAUGCCAACACUCCACAACACUGUUUAAAAUAAUAAAUUCCAGAUGGAGUGACAGAACGGAGACAGUACACCAUUCUGUGCACUGACUGGGAUUGUAUUUCAAAAGUGAAAAAAAAAAAAUCAAAGUUAUUCAGCCAUACUUUUUUCUUAAUACUUUCCUUACGCAUUUUACCACCAACCCAAAAAUAACAAUUAGUAUAAAAAACAGAAAAGUCAUCUGUCGAUUUUUGUAUUAAAAAAUGAACUCAUGCAAAUAACAAUCAACUAUUUUUAAAUAUGCAUGGACAACAGAUGACUCGGUUUAAAAAAAAAAAAAAGACAUUUUCUUAAGCAAAAAUACUUUCCAAAUAUAAACUCUCAAUCCCUCUAUACUGCAAAUAAUUUUCAUCAGAACAAUUUCAUUCAAUGGCACCUUCUUAUAGUUAAAAUGCAUUCUUUCUCAACUAGUGUAUAAUCUUACAAAGAAUGAGUAUGUAUGUUAUUAAGUCACCACUUACCAUCCUGAUGCUUCCACUUAAUUAAAACUCUGCCCAAAUAGGUGGCAGGUUGAAAUAAAUAAAUUAUCUGAAUUAAAAUUAAGAACAUAGAUCUUUGUUUUCAAUAUAGAAUACUUAAGUUCAGUGUGGGAAUAUAAGAAAAACUAUUCAGAGCAGUGGCUGUGAAGCAAGAUAAACAGCAUGAGAAAGCAACACCAAAAACUGAGGAUAUCUCUAGAAGAAGAGAAGAGCAAAAGGAACAGCCAAUGGUCUGAUUGGGUAAGCACCUGUAUGCAAGGCAUUGUGAAAUACUUUGUUCACAUGCAAAGGCAGAUAGGAAAGUUGUAAGGGCAGAUGGGAAAGCUCAAAAAGGAAUCUUGUAAAUGUAUAGAAGUUAUGUGAGAACCUGUAAUAAACAAUUUGGAUCAUUCACAUCUGAGUCCAUGCCUGAUUGCCACAAAUGGCACCCCAUAUCAGGGACUUGAAUGGUCUUAUUUGGCUGACUGCUGGCAAGCCCCACUCAACUUCAGUCUGCUGAAAGGAAGCACUACUGACCGUAUGGCAAUGUCAUCUCUGAGGAAGCAGCAGCUAGCAGUGGGGAACUAUGGAUGGGGAAAUGUCCAAGGAACGUAAAGCAGUUUACCAGCUGAUGGAGGGUGUUCUGCAGAAGCAUCGUGUGAAGUGGGAUGGUACUCUGAGUCACCCCUUUUUAAUACUGGAGUGGACUUGGGGAACUAUGGGGAGCUCAGUAAUGAAGGAGCAAAGAGUGAAUCCCGAAGUAUUAUGGAGAACUUUAAAAUUUCAGAAUCGAACUGUAUCUACCUCAGCAUUAGCUGCUUUUCUUAAAUGGGUAAGCAAAAAUGUCCCUGAGUUUCAGAAAGCUGCGUUUUCUUUUGAUGGAGCAGUUUGGGACAGAAUUGGCUUAAGACUCCGGGACGCAGCUACUUGCUCGGAUACUGUAGUGCAAAGGCUUUCAGGGCCGUGGAGAACUGUUUUUGAGACUCUAGAGAAACAUACUGGCUCGGCAGCAUCGGUACAAUCUGCGGCGCCUCCAUCUUCAGCGACCUUAAACAAUCGGCGGGAUGGCUCAGACAAUCCUCUGGAUCGCGGGCCCAGGAACCUGGAGAAAGAACCCGAUCCCUCUCCUGCUGACAAAACAGCUGCUAAACUUUUACCUGUUUGGCGCAAAAUAUCGGAAACGCUCACAAAAAUUCGACGAGGAAGGGCAAAUUCUUCCGACCAUUCCCCUCGCACUCCUCGCCACCCCGCCGCCGCCUCUCGGUGCGGGAAGCAGCUCCGGUCGGAUCCCAUUCGCGACUUCAAUCCCUCCUCCGGCCGGGGAGAAGGAAAAUGGCGGCCCCCGGAGAGCGGCGCCGCCGCCGCUGCUGGUAGGCGCCGGCAGCCCCGCGGCCGCGGUCCGCUCUGGAUUGUCGCUGCCCCAUGGCUGCCCACCGCUCCCCCCCCAGUGCUCGCCGCGACGCAGUCAUGAAAUUGAAUUCACGAGUCUGCUUCAGGUCACUUAAGCCCAGAAAUUUCCUAAUAAAGAGGCCCCCGGUACUGGGAGUCUGUUCAACGUACUGUAAAGGAUGGGCAAUCCGUGCAGGGAAACGGGCGUCAGAGCGCACGGUGGAGGUGCGUGAUGACACAAGGAGCCCCAACGCAGACAUCAACAUCACAACUGAUUCCAACAUCCCAACUGAUUCCAACAUCCCCCAUUUAUACGCCAGGACCCGUAGCAGCACGGGAGUGGACCCGGCCACCUCCAAACCAGUAACCCUGAUUCCAAGGGAUUUUGGACACAGGCUCUGAUGAGGCUGUGAUUGAUCAUGGCGCCUGGCUCACUACUGACUUAAAAGACUGCUUUUUCAACAUCCCCCUGGAUCCCAGUGAUGCUCUUCAGCUUGCUUUUUAUGUCAUUUCUGUAAAUGUGUCAGCACCAACCAAGUGCUAUCAUUGGAUGGUAUUACCUCAUGACAUGAAAAACAGCGCCGUGAUCUCUCAAUGGUUUGUUACCAGAGCCUUAACCCCUGAGGGGCAAAAACUGUUUAAUGCUGUUUUUUAUCAUUACAUGGAUGACAUUCUUGUGGCAACCAAGUCGACAGAAGAAAUGUGAUAUGCCAUGGCUGUAGUCAUUGACAGCAUAAGAAGCUGUGAUUUAGAGGUAGCUCCAGAAAGGGUCCAGAAGAGUUCACCAUGGAAGUAUUUGGGAUGGUGAAUUACAAAUUCAGACUAUUGCUCCAAUGCCUUAAACUGGAUUUGGACAUUCGAACUCUAAAUGAUAUGCAAAGGCUGUUAGGGACUAUAAAUUGGAUCAAGCCUUUGCUGGGAAUAUCUAAUAAAACCCUUUUCCCAUUAUUUCCUGUUAUUAAAGGGGAAUCUAGCUUUAAAUUCCAAAAGAUCACUGACACCUGUAGUGCAGCAAGCUUUGCAGGUUGCCUCAACUAUGUCGCAGUGACAAGCUCAGCGAUAUGACCCUGCUCUACCCUUCCACUUAAUGGUACUGAAUCCAGAUUUUCAGGAGAGCCAAAAUGUUCCUUGGUAUCCUUAGGCACCUUGACUGUAUUCAAAGAUGGGUCAGGGAGAACAGGUCAGUCGGUAAUUGUAUUUAGACAAUAAAAGGCUCUCCAUAAAUUGUAGAAUUACCUGCAGUUGUAAGAGUAUUUCAAAAAUGGUCCAGUCUAAUUAACAUCGUCACUGAUUCAGCGUAUGUUAAGGCUGACUGACAAGAAUAGAACGAUCAUAUCUAAGAGACAUUUCUAACUAACAACUGUUCAUGCUGCUGUAUUGUCUUUGUGUCUCACCACGGGAACCAUAUUUUAUAACACACAUCCAAUCACAUACCAUUUUGCCAGGACCUUUAACAGAAGGAAAUAAAUAAGCGGAUCAGUUAGCUGGUAUUCCUGUUCUUCCUAGGUUCAUUUGAACAGGCUUGACUGUCACCUGCCUUUUUUUCACCAGAUGCUAAGGCGCUGCAAAAGUCUUAUGGCCUUAGCUUGGCUCAGGCAUGACAGAUAAUUACAGUAUGCCCUGAUUGCCAACAGAUGACAACUCCUCUAUUGCACGGGGUUAAUCUCCAAGGUCUAACAGCUCUGGAAUUAUGGCAGACAGAGGUCACACACAUCCCUGAAUUCAGAAGACUUAAAUAUGUCCACGUCUCCGUGGAUACCUUUUCCAGAGCCAUCGCAGUGGCAGCAGAUACUGGGGAAAAGGCCUGCAACAUCUGCAAACAUUUUCUUUUGGCCUUUGCAAUUCUUGGGGUACCAAAAACUAUUAAGACAGAAAAUGGUCUGGGAGAUGUAUCUCAGAAAGUAUUACAGUUUCUACAAUCGUGGGGAAUUAAACAUCUCACUGGGUGACAUCACACUCACCUACCUACAGGACAAGCCAUAGUUGAGUGUACCCACAGCACCCUUAAGGCUAUGCUACUUAAGCAAAAAGAGGGAAUGGAGAAGGCACUUCCAGCAGAAAGUCUUGCUAAAGCUAUAUAUGUAUUGGACUUUUUAAAUCAAUGGUGUGAUGAUGGAGGACCACUGAUAGCCCAUCAUUUUGUUUCAGUAAACAAGGAAAGAAUGAAUAUUCAUGGAAAAGCUACUGUAAAGUAGUAAAGAAUCUGGAAUCAGGUCAAUGUGAAAUGUGAAAGAAUCAGUUCCCACUGAUAACUUGGGGGAGAGGUUAUGUUUUUA
Phasianus colchicus (ring-necked pheasant) is the source of this 6473-nucleotide messenger RNA. NCBI's taxonomy places the organism in Eukaryota, Metazoa, Chordata, Aves, Galliformes, Phasianidae. The record is from RefSeq and is a predicted model, not a curated record.